Molecule: messenger RNA, 2606 nt
Organism: Cadophora gregata
Lineage: Eukaryota; Fungi; Ascomycota; Leotiomycetes; Helotiales; Ploettnerulaceae
Exons: 5
Coding region: 921-2435 (504 amino acids)
Biological process (GO): transmembrane transport
Cellular component (GO): membrane
Molecular function (GO): transmembrane transporter activity
Source: RefSeq, a predicted model, not a curated record
UGUGGAACAGAAUCGGGAUCAACUGUAAGAAGCAUUUUGAUAUCCUGAAAUAGAAGUUACCGCCGAGUUCUUUCCCCCACGUUCUGCGUUUUCCAGAACACUCCCCCCCACCACCGCUUUCCCCAUCAAUAAAUCCAUGUUUCUCCUCCUCCGCAUCACCGAUAUAUCCCUCCGUACUAAAAUGGUAUUACUUGUAUUAUGCCAAAUAUUGUAGACCAGUGCAAUAUCGUUCAUAAAACUUUGUCGGUUUUCACAAGAUGGAGAACUUCUCCGUUUCGAUUUCUCACCACUAACAGUCAUCGCUCCGUAAAUUUUCCUCCGACAGAUCCCUAUCUCUCAACAUCCGAUUCCGACCUCGCAUUCCCCACAACAACAGACAUGGUUCUUGCCAGCGUGUGCACGGCAGCGCCGCGGCUGCCAUACCUUAUCAUGCGGGGUCGCGCUGCUGCCGGAAGGUACCCUGCAGGGCAAGAGAUACCAAAAAGCCAAAUCUGAGGAUAAGGUGUUUGUCGGCAGAGCCAUUGGCUCGUCGUACCAAACCUUAAGAUCCCAUUGGUGGUCGGCCAUUGAGAGCGUCUUGAUCGUCCGCUAAGAGGAUCCUGAGAUAAGCCUCAUACCGGAGGAGCAUGUCAAAAUGCACUCAAGGCUGCUGUCAGGAAAUGUCUGCGAUAAGGACGCUUGGAAGCUAUGGACCAUUCAUAUGUCAAUGACCUGCAUCCUUUUCUCUAUUUUUCCAAUUAACUAAAACCACUCGCAUACUUCGAGACAUCUCUGACCACUCCCAACGCGUCGCCUUGUACUUAUAAGAGACCAGUGGUGUCUGUAUCUUGCAGUACCAUAAACUCUUUGCCGUACUUGUUCUUCUGCCAUUCGAGACACGAGCCAGCUUCGUCGGCAGUUAACUUCAAUCCUACUCCAAAAUGUCUGUUCGCAAGGCAGACUCCAGCUCUCUUGAUGGCAAAGACGUCAAAACAGCAUACGAUGUCAAUGAGCCUGUUGAGCCAUUGUCUGAGAUAGCUACACACACUGGAGCCGUUGCUGUCAUCGAUCAUCAUGCCGAACGAGCUCUCUGCAGGAAGUUUGAUUACAGACUUCUUCCUGUACUGGCUGUGAUGUACCUUUUCAAUGCCUUGGACAAGGGAAAUUUGGGAAAUGCAAAGACGGACGGAAUGGAAGCCGAUCUAAACUUCAAAAACAAUCAGUACAACAUCAUUCUGAGCGUGUUUUACGUUCCCUAUGUUAUCUUUGCCCCCCCUAUUGCAAUGUUAGGAAAGAGAUUUGGCCCAGCGAAAGUCUUGCCUAUCUUGAUGUUCUGCUUUGGCUCUCUUACAAUCCUAGGGGUUGCUGUUAAGAACUUUGCUGGGAUGAUGACUCUCCGUUGGUUUCUGGGAAUGUCCGAAUCGGCCUUUUUCCCUCUUGUUAUCUAUUACCUCACAACUUUCUACAGGAGAGGCGAAUUGGCUCGCCGCCUUGCGAUCUUCUACGCCGCGAGCAAUAUUGCAAAUGCCUUCUCCGGACUUCUCGCGUUCGGCGUGUUCCAGAUUAAGGACGAGACUCUUGAUGGAUGGCGUUACCUCUUCCUCAUCGAAGGAACUCUGACGACCCUCUUCGCCUUCUUCGCAUACUGGUAUCUCCCACCCAACGCCACUGGUGCAAAGUUUCUCAACGAAGAGGAGAGACAAUUGGCCUACCACCGCAUUCAGGUCGAUUCCUCCUCGACCGUCAACGAAAAGUUCAACCUGAAGGAUUCCCUAAAGAUCUUCAAUCAGCCAACCACAUACGCGUUCCUGGCUAUUGAAGUGUGCCUGGGUGUGCCACUCCAAUCGGUUUCUCUGUUUCUGCCACAGAUUGUCGCUCGCCUAGGAUACAGCAAGGUUAAGACGAACCUCUAUACCGUCGCCCCAAAUGUCAGUGGUGCAGUGAUGUUACUCAUCCUCGCCUUCACAUCCGAUCUCACACGCAGAAGAGGCCCAUUUAUCACCUUGGGCUUCAUCUUCACUUUCUGCGGAAUGAUCAUUUACGCAACAAUCGAUGUGCUGAACCACACCCAUAUUGCUUACUUUGCAACCUUCAUGAUGUGCUGGGGAACAUCUGCCCCGUCAGUUCUACUGUCCACAUGGUACAAUAACAACACACCCCACGAAGGUCGUCGUGUUGUCCUCACGUCGGUCGGUGUUCCGAUGGCAAACGUCAUGGGUCUGGUAUCGAGCAACAUCUUCACACCAGCUUCUGCUCCAAAAUACAUUCCUGCUUUGGCGACGACGGCUGCUUUUGGCGCGACGGGCGCUUUGUUGGCAGGCCUUUUGAGCUUGUAUAUGGUGUUCGAUAAUAAGAGGAGGGAUAGAAAAUUGGGCAGGAAAUUGGAUAUCAAGGAUGUUCCGACCGAGCUCUUGAGAGAUGGGGCAUCUGUACCGGAGUUCAGAUGGUUCUUGUAAAGAAUUAGGAGGCGUGCAGUUGAUGAAUUAUGACUGGUAAUGGAGGGAAAUAUGUAUACUAGAAGGUAGCGAUGAUUUAUGAGAUUUAGCGGGAGAUGUCAACAAAAGCUUUCGUAGGCUCUUGAUUCAAGCCAUAGGUUUUACAAAUUCUAUAUACUAUUAUGUUCUUCG